This is a messenger RNA of Labrus mixtus (cuckoo wrasse), 989 nucleotides long. RefSeq lists its product as uncharacterized. Gene Ontology annotation, cellular component: immunological synapse; tetraspanin-enriched microdomain; membrane. NCBI's taxonomy places the organism in Eukaryota, Metazoa, Chordata, Actinopteri, Labriformes, Labridae. The transcript has 4 exons. The coding region runs from base 109 to 837 and encodes 242 amino acids. The record is from RefSeq and is a predicted model, not a curated record.
CUGCACACUGAAAAGCAGCAGCUCUUGAUUUUUUCUCUUUAAGACACUCAUCUAAUGCCAUCUUUUUUGAUUUCUCUCUGAUCUUCGGUGGUGCGGAGCAGGUUGCUCAUGGAUGCUCUACUUAAAUACAAGUUGCUGUGGGUGAUCAUCGGGAUGAUCUUUGUGAGUGUGGUGAUCAGCGUCAUCUUCAUUCUCAUCAACUGGUGCAUAUCAAGAAGAGCCGGGCGAAGAUUCAUGAGCCCACAUCUUCUCAACAAAAGAUCUGACGACACUAACAGCAGCAACAGAUACCAGGAGGGGAACUUUAAAGCCAUCACCCCACCUUUACCUCCUCGGACACAGUUCAACACAGCAGAGGCUCAAAGCUAUGAAAAUCUGGCUGAGGUAUCAGACUACGAGCAGAGCAUGCCGGAUUACGAGCAGAGCGUGCCGGACUACGAGCAGGACAAGCCGGACUACGUUCAGACCGUGCCGGACUACGAGCAGGACAAGCCGGACUACGUUCAGAGCAUUCCGGACUACGUUCAGAGCAUUCCGGACUACGAGCAGAGCGUGCCGGACUACGAGCAGAGCGUGCCGGACUACGAGCAGAGCGUGCCGGACUACGAGCAGGACAAGCCGGACUACGAGCAGAGCAUGCCGGACUAUGAGAGCAUAGAUGAGCCGCCUGAUUAUCUGAAGCUAGAGGGCGAGGUGGCCACGCUUCCUCCUCCACCAUAUGAGGAUCCAGAUGCAGCUGCAGAAACUUCCUCCACAGAGGACUACGAUGACAUCGAUGACAUUGGAGGGGGGGUUGAAAACCAGGAUGAUGAAGAGGACUACGAUGAUGUGGGAUAAGCCUGCGAGGGUGCAGGAGGGAGAUUGUUCUAAUAGACACUUUUGACUUUUCUUAUCUGGAUGCUGCUGAGCAGAGCGAUCAGAACGACUUUCUCUUUCCUCACAUUUCCCAUCAUCCAUUUAUGUUUAUUAAUAAAUACAAAAUAGCAGGA